This is a messenger RNA of Morus notabilis, 2653 nucleotides long. RefSeq names its product ABC transporter G family member 20. Gene Ontology annotation, cellular component: membrane. Bases 29 to 2332 code for a protein of 767 amino acids. Gene Ontology annotation, molecular function: ABC-type transporter activity; ATP hydrolysis activity; ATP binding. The record is from RefSeq and is a predicted model, not a curated record. The transcript has a single exon. NCBI's taxonomy places the organism in Eukaryota, Viridiplantae, Streptophyta, Magnoliopsida, Rosales, Moraceae.
UCUGUAACUAAACCCCAUCUUCACCCCCAUGUUUUCUCGUCCGGAAGCUCCACUGAUGCCGUCGGCAACUCGUCGGUCCUCCUCCGCCUCUGCUGCCGCCGCCACCAACCCCUAUUUCCCUUUCUUCAACCCAAACAUGGAGCUUGCAGACUUCAAUCCCAAACCCCCCGUAAAACCUACUUUAGGUGAGCUUCUAAAGCAAGUUGAAGACGCACAAUCCCCAAUUUCCUCACAUUCUCACAAUAGCCAUCUUCUUGAUAUUGGUUUUCCUUACAAUUCACUGCCGCCAAGCUCAUCCCCUUUUGUUCUUUCCUUUCACAAUCUCACCUACAGCGUCAAAGUCCGCACAAAAAUAAGUUUUUUCCCGUCGAAAAUGGAGGCGGCUCGUGGAAAUGAGGAAUUCACGGCCGUGGAAAAUAAUAACAACCGCAACAACACCAAGAUCUUGUUGAACAACAUCUCCGGCGAGGCAAGAGAAGGCGAGAUCAUGGCGGUGCUCGGUGCGAGCGGGUCGGGGAAAUCGACCCUCAUCGACGCCCUAGCCGACCGCAUCGCGAAAGAAAGCUUGAAAGGCUCGGUAUGCUUGAACGGAGAGGCCUUGGAGUCCAGAUUAUUGAAGGUGAUUUCUGCUUACGUUAUGCAAGACGAUCUCUUGUUCCCAAUGCUCACGGUUGAAGAGACUCUCAUGUUCUCGGCAGAGUUUAGGCUCCCUCGUUCGCUCUCCAAGUCAAAAAAGCGGGCGAGGGUUCAAGCUUUGAUUGAUCAGCUAGGGUUACGAAGCGCGGCAAAGACGGUGAUCGGCGAUGAAGGGCAUAGAGGAGUUUCCGGCGGAGAAAGACGGAGAGUCUCGAUCGGAAUCGACAUAAUCCACGACCCGAUCCUCCUCUUCCUCGACGAGCCGACGUCAGGGCUCGACUCAACGAGUGCGUUCAUGGUGGUGAAGGUACUCCAGAGAAUUGCCCAAAGUGGUAGUAUCAUCAUCAUGUCGAUCCACCAACCGAGCUCCCGAAUCCUCAGCUUGUUGGACCGGCUCAUCUUCCUCUCUCACGGCCAAACCGUCUAUAGCGGUUCGCCGACGAGCCUUCCUAUCUUCUUCUCUGAGUUUGGCCACCCGAUCCCGGAGAAGGAAAACCGGACGGAAUUCGCUCUAGACCUUAUUCGAGAGCUCGAGGAAACCCCCGGCGGGACCAGAACCCUAGUCGAGUUCAACAAAUCCUGCCAGAAAAUUAACAGUAAUCGGAGAGAUUACUGCAAUUCUAAUUGCACCGUUAGUCUUAAAGACGCUAUAAGUGCGAGCGUUUCCCGAGGCAAAUUAGUCUCGGGAGCGCCUCAAAAGGAUUCCACUUUUUCAUCGUCAUCAUCAUCAUCUUCCUCAUCAUCAUUUCAGACAUUUGCAAAUCCUUUCUGGAUGGAGAUGGUGGUGAUAUCCAGACGGUCGAUAACCAACUCCCGCCGAAUGCCCGAGCUUUUCGGGAUUCGGUUAGGGGCGGUGUUGGUCACCGGAGUAAUUCUCGCCACCAUGUUCUGGAAACUGGACAACUCCCCUAAAGGAGUCCAGGAGCGCCUCGGGUUCUUCGCCUUCGCGAUGUCCACCACGUUUUACACGUGCGCCGAGGCCAUCCCGGUGUUCCUCCAGGAGCGCUACAUCUUCAUGAGGGAAACCGCCUACAAUGCCUACCGCCGAUCCUCCUACGUCCUCGCCCAUUCUCUAAUCUCCAUUCCUUCACUUGUGUUUCUCUCUCUUACCUUCGCGGCAACCACCUUCUGGGCCGUGGGCCUAGCAGGUGGGCUCUCUGGCUUCUUCUUCUUCUUCUUCACCAUUCUCGCGGCGUUUUGGGCCGGUAGCUCUUUCGUCACCUUUUUAUCCGGCGUGGUAACCCACGUGAUGUUGGGAUACACCGUCGUCGUAGCGAUUUUAGCCUAUUUCCUCCUCUUCAGCGGAUUCUUCAUAAGCCGGGACCGAAUCCCAGUCUAUUGGCUUUGGUUCCACUAUAUUUCUCUUGUUAAGUAUCCGUAUGAGGGCGUUUUGCAAAACGAGUUCGAUGAUCCCGUGAAAUGCUUCAUCCGAGGGGUGCAAAUCUUUGACAACACGCCCCUCGGGCUGGUGCCGGAGUCGCUAAAGGCACAAUUGUUGAAGAGCAUGAGCAAGACACUGGGGAUGAACAUCACCGCCUCGACGUGCGUGACCACCGGAACUGACAUACUCCGGCAACAAGGGAUAACGGACAUCAGCAAGUGGAAUUGCCUAUGGAUCACCGUGGCAUGGGGGUUUUUCUUUAGAGUCCUAUUCUAUUUCACUUUGUUGUUUGGGAGCAAGAACAAGAGGAGGUGAUAUUGAGAAGGCGGGCCUUGGCACCGUGGUGGGAGCGUUUGUGUUUGUACCUGGGGUCCAGGGUUUGAAUUUCGGAGGCGGCCUCUCUUUCAGGAGGUAAGGCCGCGUACAUAUGGGAUUGAGCUUUCCUCCAAGCCUGUCAUAGUACAGGAGCCUCUUUGGCACUAGGAUCCGCCCUUUUUUUAGUUUCAAAUUGUAAGCAAUGUGUUUUUUGUUUUUUGUUUUCAGGGUCUAGAAUAUUACGACCAAAAGUAUAAUUGUUUUGCAUGCAUUGUUAAUUUAUGUGUGUUGUGAUUAGAGUACAAUGAAAAUAUUUCACUU